AUGGACCCGUCGGAGGCCUUCCAUCGGUGGCGGCACUCGGACCUUCUCUCCGACGUCGACGCCUCGACGCACUGGCUGCCGCUCCAGUGCUGUGCCGCUCUCGUUUCGCUCGCACUCACGCACUCCUUCCUCGCGCUCCGCCACGAGCGGAGGCGAAAGCAGCUCGCAUUCUCAGAGCACCUCGCUCGGCGCGCGCUUGACGCCGCGGCGCGGGACAAGGCGGAGUGCCUCACAGCCGCGGCCGCGCGCGCCGCGUGCGACCGGACGGAGGCGGCCGAGCUCGCCGCCGCCGACCGAGCAGCGGCGGCGGCGGCGUUGGCGACGGCGGUGGCGGCGGCGGCGGAGGAGUCGCGAGCCUCGGCGGCGCGGGAGGCCGCGUUGGUGGCUGCCCUGCGGGCAGCCGAGGCGGCGGCGGCGGAGGAGGGCCAGGUUGCGUCCGAGAAGGCGGCGGCGCUCGAGGCGCGGUGCGCAGCAGCGGAGCAGGCGAUCUCGCACGCGGCGGCCGAGCAGGAGAGGCUGCAGGGAACCCUUCAGGCGGCGGCGGAGGCGGCGGCGGCGGCGGAGCGGGCGGCGGCGGGGAGGCGGGAGGUCCUCGAGGCGCGAUGCGCCGCAGCGGAGCAGGCGGCGGAGACGGCGGCGGCUGACGCCGCCGCCGCCGUGCGCAGCGCCGACGAGGCGGCGGCGGCGGCGGCGGCGGCGGCGGAGCACCGCGUGGCGAAGAGUGAGGCUGCGGUCUCCGCGGUCGCGGCAGGCGCCGCCGCCGAGGUGGUGGGCUUGAUGGAGGAGGCGGCGGCGAACGAGGCUGCACGUGGAGAGUCGGUGCGAGCGGCGGUCGCUGCCGCUGCCGCUGCGGCCGUCGAGGCGGAGCAGCUGCUGUCUACCUGCGCAGGUCCGCAGCACCGUGCGGCCGACCCAGACACGGAUGGCGCCGCGAUCCGCGAGGCGGGGAUCGACGCGGCGCUGGUGCUGCUGGAUUCACAGGCGGACCAGUAG
Molecule: messenger RNA, 993 nt
Organism: Emiliania huxleyi CCMP1516
Lineage: Eukaryota; Haptophyta; Isochrysidales; Noelaerhabdaceae
Exons: 2
Coding region: 1-993 (330 amino acids)
Source: RefSeq, a predicted model, not a curated record